ACAAGUGGCGCUGAAUCAUCGAAAGAUGUGGGCCAAAUUGUGUCGCCUUUGCGAGCGGCCAGCGGCCGACGGCGGCUAUCGGGCGGCCGAAUUGGAUUUGAAUAAUUUUUCAGAGUGGUGCUUGAACUUCUUGGGCACAAAUUUGGCCGAAGAAGUCCAGGCCGACGACCUGAUUUGCUAUUUCUGCGUUUGGGACGCAAGGUUACUUUUUGAAAAUGAAAAAAAUGCGCAACGUGGAAUACUAGACAAAAUGAGGUGGUGGCCUGAAGAAGGGGCAAGCAAGGAAUUUAGUCUUCGAAAUUACUACAAAGCUGAAUACAUAAAGCAAUGCUGGGUGCCGCUGAUGAAAGUUCCCGAAAUUUCUUAUGUAUCAUCAUCUGACAAGAGCUUGGAUGAGACAAACAUAGAGAAACCAGUGAAAAGAAAAAUUGGGAGAAAAUAUGCAGUUACUUCCAAAAGUGUGCAGUGUGUGUACUGCAAAAAACACUGUCACUUUUGUCAUAUUUCAAAGCACAUUCGAAUUAUGCAUGCAGAUAUUGCUAUCAGGUGUGAUUAUCUUCAAUGCAGUAAAUAUUUUCUUUCCGAGGAAGAAAAGUGUAAACAUAUACAAGAAUAUCACUUGAAACCUAAAGAGCAGGUGCUACACGACUGCUGUUAUUGCUCAAGACAGGACCUUACAAGAAAGACAUUGUACAAGCACGUCAGAUGGUGCCAUUCAGAAAUUGCCAUCAAGUGCCGUGUUGGGAGGUGUGGUGAUUUUUUUAAAACUAAGGCCGAUUUGGAAGUUCAUAUGAAUACAAAACACAGAGGUCUUGAAGAGUCAAAAAAGCACAAGUGCUCAAUCUGUGACUGCAAAUUUGAACGGAAAAUUGGACUUGCUAACCAUGAAGCCAAGAAGCACAAAAUUUCAAAGCACAUAUUUAAUUGUCCAAUGUGCCCUGCCAUUUUAAUUAGUAAAAGUAGUUUGUCUUUUCAUAUCAAAAUUAAACACAAGUUUAGGACAUGCCCUGCCUGUAAUUUGCAAAUUUCUGCAUUUUCGUAUUGCAUACAUUUUGUGAAGGUUUCUUGUAGAAAAUGUGAAAGAACUUUUGAUUGCUCAGAGUUGUUAAAAAAACAUAAAAAAGAGUGCAGGGGUCUGCUUUUCAAGUGUGAUUUUUGUCCAAAUGUGUAUUUUAAAAAAUAUGAGCUUAGGUAUCACAUAAAUAGCCAUCUGGGACAUAUUGCUAAGGGUCUCCAGUUAAAAGAACGCAAAAUCCGUUGCAAGACUUGCUCAAAAUACUUUUCUUCAAAACUGCUUUUAAAAAAACACACAAAAAGGAUGCACCACAAAACUGCCAGGCACAAAUUCUCUUGUGCUCAUUGCCAAAAGUUGUAUCUUUGCAAGUCUCGUUUUCAAAAGCAUCUUGCUCAAAUUCACAACCUUAUCACAUUUAGCUACAGGUGCAAGCUUUGUUCCAGAAAAUUAAUUUUAAAAUCACAAUAUGAAGAACACAUAAAAUAUUGUAAAAUGGAAAAUUCCAAGAUGGUUGAGUGGACUGUAUGCAAGAAAAUAGUCCAAAACUACAACCUCCAAACUCACAUGAUUCGUAUCCAUGCUAUUCCUGACUUUCCUAACAAAUAAAGCACUAAGAAGCUUUGGGUGAGGGUCUGCUUCGCAGGCAGCAAUGGAUAAGCAAUAGCAUGGAAAGUGGCGCUCUGGCCGGCACUCGCCGUGCAGGAGACAUGGCAUCGCUGCUGGCGGUACGAUCGCGAGGUGGGGGCUCCCAGAGCCGUCUCCAACGCGAAUGCGGCCUUACGCGA
Molecule: messenger RNA, 1800 nt
Organism: Neocloeon triangulifer
Lineage: Eukaryota; Metazoa; Arthropoda; Insecta; Ephemeroptera; Baetidae
Product: zinc finger protein 611-like
Exons: 3
Coding region: 26-1621 (531 amino acids)
Biological process (GO): regulation of transcription by RNA polymerase II
Cellular component (GO): nucleus
Molecular function (GO): DNA-binding transcription factor activity, RNA polymerase II-specific; RNA polymerase II transcription regulatory region sequence-specific DNA binding
Source: RefSeq, a predicted model, not a curated record